Melozone crissalis (California towhee) is the source of this 3442-nucleotide messenger RNA. RefSeq names its product glypican 1 (gene GPC1). The transcript is spliced from 9 exons. Lineage: Eukaryota; Metazoa; Chordata; Aves; Passeriformes; Passerellidae. Gene Ontology annotation, cellular component: synapse; plasma membrane; cell surface. The record is from RefSeq and is a predicted model, not a curated record. Gene Ontology annotation, biological process: regulation of protein localization to membrane; cell migration; negative regulation of fibroblast growth factor receptor signaling pathway. Bases 101 to 1759 code for a protein of 552 amino acids. Gene Ontology annotation, molecular function: fibroblast growth factor binding.
CGCCCGUCCCGCCGGGGCUGCCCGCGGAGGGGCCGCACCCCGCGCCGCGGGACCUUGGCUUUGCCCUUCGCUCGGCAGGUGGCGGGGCCAGCGGAGAAGGAUGCGUGUCUUCCCGUGGGGAUUUUGGCUGCUGUGUGUCGCCUCCGCCCCGGCUCGCGGUGACAGCGGCAGCAAGGCGAGGAGCUGCGCCGAGGUCCGGCAGCUGUAUGGAGCCAAGGGCUUCAGCCUCAGCGGCGUGCCCCAGGCCGAGAUCUCCGGGGAGCACCUGCGAAUCUGCCCACAGGGAUACACCUGCUGCACCAGCGAGAUGGAGGAGAACUUUGCAAACAAAAGCCGAAGUGAAUUUGAAGCCAUGAUGAAAGAGGCUGGUCGCUCUGUGCAGGCCAUCCUAACAGCACAGCACAGGAGCUUUGACAGUUAUUUCCAGGAUUUGUUGAACAAGUCAGAGAAGGCCCUUUAUGAUGCCUUUCCAAGCCUGUACGGAGAGUUGUACACUCAGAACGCGAAGGUGUUCAAGGACUUGUACAGCGAGCUGCGCCGCUACUACCGCAGCUCCAACAUCAACCUGGAGGAGGCCCUCAACGAGUUCUGGACACGGCUGCUGGAGAGGCUCUUCAAGCUGCUGAACCCUCAGUACCACAUCACAGACGAGUACCUGGACUGCAUGGUCAAACACGCCGAGCAGCACAAGCCCUUCGGGGAGGUGCCCCGGGAGCUGAAGCUGAAGGCGACGCGAGCCUUCAUCGCGGCGCGCUCCUACGCACAGGGCUUCCUGGUGGGCAGCGACGUGGUCAGAAAGGUGUCCCAGGUGUCCCUCAGCCAGGAGUGCACCCGCGCCAUCAUGAAGCUGAUGUACUGCCCGCACUGCCGCGGCAUGGCCAGCGUGAGGCCCUGCAACAACUACUGCCUGAACGUCGUCAAGGGCUGCCUGGCCAACCAGGCCGACCUCAGCACCGAGUGGAAGUACCUGAUGGAUUCCCUCAUGGGGGUGGCCGAUCGCAUCGACGGGCCCUACAACGUGGACACCGUCAUAGGCACCAUCCACAUGAGGAUUGCUGAAGCCAUCUCCAACCUGCAGGAGAACAAGGAUUCCAUCACAAGCAAGGUAUUCCAAGGCUGUGGAAAUCCCAAAAUCAGCACAAAAGGCUCCAGCAGUGAGGACAAGAAGAGACGGGGCAAGGUGACAUUGGAGGCCAAGUCCUCUGCCCAGGCCCUGGAGAUGCUGGUUUUAGAUGCCAAAGGGAAUCUGACAGCUCUCAAGACAUACUGGAUCACCCUGCCCAGCAGCCUGUGCAGCAAAAAAGUAAUGGCCAGCUCAGCUUCAGAUGACAAAUGUUGGAAUGGGAUGACCAAGGGCAGUUACCUGCCCGAGGUGAUGGGGGAUGGCCUGGCUAACCAGAUUAACAACCCAGAGGUGGAGGUGGACAUCACCAAGCCGGACAUGACCAUCCGCCAGCAAAUCAUGCAGCUCAAGAUCAUGACAAACCGCCUGGGCAACGCCAACAUCGGCAACGAUGUGGAUUUCCAGGACACCAGUGACGACAUGAGCGGCUCCGGGAGCGGGGACAGCUGUCCUGAUGACGUCUGUGGCAAAAGACUCUCUAAGAGCCCCAGCACCAGGCAGCCAGAAACACACGCCAUUCCUAAGCAGUCCGGACACGGCGUCCAUGGGGCCAGCAGCCGAUCUUUGCCUUCUGCCUCCCUCCUCCUCCUCCUCCUCUGGGUGGCUGCCGUGGCCCCGCAGCACUUGUGGCGGUAACUCGCUGGCACAGCCAGGACACAGACUGCGGCUGAGGGCUUCACUUUGCCAAAACCAACCAACCAACAACCAACCAACCAAAGGACGUAUUUAAUUCACCUUGGCAAAAAAAAAAAAAAAAAAAAAGGGAAAAAAAAAAGGAGGAGAAAAAGGUUUUCAGAAGGUUUCAGUUGUUUGCUAUUUCUGGCAGUGCUCGAGCUGUUUUCUUCUUUCUAGGUCUUUCCCCAAUGCUGGGCCCUUCUUUCCAUACCUCAUUGUUUUACUUUUGUUAUUGCCACAAACUGGCUCUUGGGGCUGGAGCCAGCCUCUGCAGAGGGCUCCGGGGAGCCGGGCCGAGCCCUCACGGGCAGCUGUGCUGCUGCUCAGUGGAAUAUGCAAUUGCCCCGCCCCUGUCCCGCCGGGAUCCUCGGCACGGCCCGUGCUGCCUCAGGGGCUCGUUGGGCUCUUCCUCUGUGCUUCCUAGCUGGGCAGAGAUGGCCCUUCACCUCCGGUGGGGUACACAGGAGCGUGAGCAGCUUUGGUGGGUUGAACUGAACGAGUUUGGCAGCGGCUGUUGGACCCAAAAAUGCAGAACUCGCUUUUCUUUGGAAAGGUCACAAGUGGGUUUCUUGACUAGAGCUCGUAGCUGAGGACAAUUUGAAAUGUAGGUUUCCUACAUCUACGUGACUGGGAAUGAGUGUUAGGGGUUGGGGUUUGGGUACUUUUUCUUUGCAUGCUAGUUGGAAAGCCAUUUUUUACCCAAGUAACAAUGGUCCAAUUUGUACCUGCAGUGCAGUACCAUUGUAGGUAACAGAGAGAUGCAGAUGUGCACAGUGGGAUUCUCUGUGUGACAGACACUUGUGCUGCCUCCUCCUUCUCUGGCCCCAGCCAUAGACAGGAAUCCAGGUUUUUUCUUGGUAAUGAGAGAGACCAGGGACAUUUUACUAACUGGAGCUUUGGGACUGGUUGUGCCCCUUCAAGCAGCUGCCUUAGGGCAGAGAGGGGCUGCUGGGGACCACCAUGGGCCCUACCCAGGGCACUGGCUCAGGGGGGAAUGUGAGAAAAGGAAACAUUUUGUUUGGGAUUUCUUUUUACCUUUGGUGUUUGUUUCAGUUGUACUGUAGGUUUUGAAUGGAUUCCCACUUUCCCUGUUCCUUCCCCAUCAUCCAGUUCACCUUCCCUAACCCCUUGCAGGCACGGGCUGAGCCAGUGGGUCAGACCCCCCUGGCAGCUCUGUUUGGGCUCAGGGGAGGGCCAGGCUCACCCUUUGCUCCCAUCCCACCACUCACAGCCUUUGGGUGAUGUGGCAGCUGCCCUAAGCCCAAAUUGCUCAGUGGGGUGGGCUCUGGGCCAGGUUUGAGACUGGGGGUGGUGGGUGAAGUUACAAAUGUCCUCCUGUAGCUGUAGGAGUGUCUGUGCUUGUUAGGGCUGUGUGUUGGGGCUUGCAGAGGCUGCUGUGCCUGAUGGCAGCAGGCCUGGGCUGGAGCCAGAGGUGUAGCAGAGGCUGGUACAGCACAGUCCUGUGACUGCCUGGGCCAGCAGCACUCACAGCUUGGGUUUGAGCUUCACACAGGUUUGUGCUGGGCUGAGAGGGAGGGCACAGCUGGGCUGUCUCCUGCUUUUGCACAGCAUCUGAGCAUUUCUGCUCUGUCUUGCCGGAGGAGAUGUGCCUUUGGGCUGAGCAAACAUUUGGGGUUGGGCUUU